Messenger RNA from Talpa occidentalis (Iberian mole), 5605 nucleotides. RefSeq names its product cilia and flagella associated protein 74 (gene CFAP74). Lineage: Eukaryota; Metazoa; Chordata; Mammalia; Eulipotyphla; Talpidae. The record is from RefSeq and is a predicted model, not a curated record.
UCUGGGGGCGGCCCUGGCAAUGCCCACGCAGACACCUGGCGGAGGCCAGUCGGGAGGCCCCUCUGCCUGUCCCGCCGGGCGCGGCUGCCCUGAAGGGCCCUUGACAUGCUCAGAACAGACCCAUGGCCCAAUGGCUCUCACGGUCUGUCCCUCGCGGCCCAGUGCACCAGGAACAAGGCUGGGGACAGCGGCGAGCAGGGGCGCCUGUCGUGAGGCCCUGGGGCCGCUGGUGCUAUCUGAGAACCCUGCCCGCGGGGCCUCGCACCUGGCCCGGGAGGGCCCGUGCCCACUGCCCACACCAGCUGUUGGCUCUCGGCUCCCAGGCAGAGAUGAGCGGUACCUGGAGCUCGAGGCUGGGUGUCCCCCUGCGGCCGCGGAGAAGGAGGUGGACAGCUGUCCAGGGACGGGGCAGGCCGCGGAUGCCGCCCAGCGGGGGAGGACCGACGUGCGAGGUCGGCUCCAGACCUGGCAGCUGCGCAGGAGCCUGGGCCGCCUGGACCAGCUGCACGAGGAGAAGGGGCUUUUCAUCCAGGAGACCAGGGCCGAGCUGCUGGCCAGCCGCCAGCGGACGGAGCGCAUCAGGGGCCAGCAGGAGAGGCUGGCGGCCGAAGUGGCCGAAGAGACGGGGGCCAAGAACAUCGCGGCCGUGGGCCGCCUCCAGGCCGCGGCCAGACGCCUGUGCGCGGAGCUGGACCAGGAGCAGGCCCUGCAGGACACGCUCCAGGCCGCGCUGCAGGAGAGCGAGAACGCCCUGUGGCACCUGGAGCUCCAGAGGGGGCAGCUGGAGGACGUCCGGAAGUCCGCCGAGGAGGAGCGCGCAGCUGCCCAGCACUGCCACCGGGACCGGGCGGCCGAGAGGCUCCGCAAGGAGAGAGAGGCCCUGGGCAGGGCAGAGAGGGGCCGUUUGCUGCGAGUCAGGAAGUCCUCGGCGCUGCAGAAGGAGCUCGGACUCCGGCACCAGCGGCUGGUGGAGGACGCUCAGAGGAGCCACAGGGCGGCCGUCAGGUUCCUGAAGGCCUCGCUGGGCAGGAUCCAAGAGCAGAAGAGGCGGGAGGAGCUGGCGUGCCAGGAGCACCUGCAGAGACGCAUGGACGCCGUGCUGGCCUUGAAGAGCAGCAUCUCGGCCAACAGGGAAACGCUGCGCAAGUUUCAAGCAUGGGGCCAGACCAGGGCCCAGCGGGCGGCGCGGGAGGCCCAGGCCGAGCAGGAGGGGGUUCUGGCCCAGGGCGGGGACGCCUUCAGGCUCCUCCUGCACCAGCGCCGGCGCCAGGAGCUGCAGGCCCAGCGGCGGGCCUUCGAGGAGGAGCAGACGCUCCGGAAGCAGGAGAUCGUGGCCAGGAUCCUGAGGGAGGGCCUGGAGGAGGAGGCCAGGAGGCAGAGACAGCACCCCCCAGCCCGGGCCCCGGCCACCGUGAGGCACAGGACCUGGGCGCACGUGGCCAGCUGCGAGGGGGGCAGGGCGGAGCCCCCCACCCAGCCGCUGCCGGCCGAGGCCCCGUCUCCGCCCCCUGAGGCGGGCGCGCCCCUCUCCCCGCAGCAGAAGGAGCUCACGCCCGCCCAGGACCCCUGCCUGAUAAACGUGGUGUCCAGCGAGUCUGUCCAGGGCCUUGUCGGGCUCCCCAGCUCCGACGAGGAGACGCUGGCUGAGCCCGAGAUCGCGGGGCUCUGGAGCGAAGGCCCCCGGGGCGGCCAGGAGCCCCGGGAGGCGGCGGCCCGCGAGCCCGCGGGCGGGACAGCAGCGGCCCGGGACGCCGAGCGCCGCGAGGGGCAGCGGCUGCGCGGCGCGGCCGGCGGCGGGCAGGGGGCGCCGCCCUUCGACAGCAAGCCCGCGCGCCUGCUCUUCAAGGACUUCGACGUGGGCGCGGAGUACAGGAAGACGCUGACGCUGGUGAACGCCGCGCGCGGCGCCCGCUCCUGCCGGCUGCUGGGCGUGCGGGGGCCGCUGCGGGACUUCGUCCGCGUCCGCUUCGACCCCCCGGGCCCCCUGCCCGCCGGGAUGUCCUGCCAGGCGCUGGUCACCUUCAAGCCCCUGGUGAACAGAGACAUGGAAGGCAGCAUCUCGUUUCUGGCCCAGACGGGCGAGUUUUCUGUCCCCCUGAAGUGCUCAACCAAGAAGUGCUCACUGUCCCUGGACAAGGAGCUCAUCGACUUCGGCAGCUACGUGGUGGGCGAGUCGGCCUCCCGCUCCGUCACGCUGGCCAAUGGCGGGGGCCUGGGCACCUGGUUCAGGUUUCUCCGGGAGUCAGAGGCCGAGGACACAAACACCUCCUCAUCGCCCCUGAAACUGAGCAACUUCCUCGCUUACGAAGACACGGGCUCGCUGGAGAGAGUGGCGCCCAGCCUUUCUGAGCAGCUGGGGGGCCCGCAGCCCUCGCCCGAGGACACGGGGAGCCAGGAGCAGCCCUGGAGGCCCGACGAUGGGGAGCCGGGGGAGCCGGGCGCCACAGAGCCGGAGGCCGCGGCCAGCGUGGCGCCAGCGCCGCCCGAGGAGGAGCAGCCUGAGAUCUCGCUGGGAGAGGUGACCGAGGGCGAGAUCGGCCCCUUCUCCUCCGUCAGGGUGCCCGUCGUCUUCGCCCCGGCCAUCCCGGGGGCGGCCCACGCCCGCUUCAAAGUGGUGUUCAGGAACCCGCAGUGCCCAACGCUGUAUUUCAGCGUCGUGGGCACCGCCGUGGACUUGCCGGUCUGGGUGCCGCGGCCCUGCGUGGACCUGAAGACCUGCAUGUACGACCGGCUGUACCAGGACUCGGUCGUGAUCUGCACCCGGUCCAAGGUGGCCCUGCGCCUCCAGCUGGAGGUGUGCAAGGAGCUGCGCCACAUGGAGCUGCUGCCGGAGACCAGCUACAUCCAGGCCCUGGCGUCCUGCUCGGUGCAGCUCAAGUUCCUGCCCCGGCACUCGCUCCCGGAGGACGCGGGGAUGUACUUUGACAAGGAGACCCGGGUCCUGGAGGCCCCGAUGACAAUCCGAGUGGCUGAUCAGAUCAAGCCGGUGGAGUUCACCGUCCACGCCGUGGUCACCACCUCGGAUCUGGAGCUCAGGCCGCCCCUGGUGGACUUUGGCUACUGCACCAUCUACGAGGCUGUGAGGACCCAGAUCAGCCUGUGCAACCACUCCCUCCUGCCGCAGGAGUUUGGCUUCGUGGGACUCCCCAAGUUUGUGGACAUCCAGCCCGGGGACGGCUUCGGGACCAUCCUGCCCCUGGAGACCCUGCAGCUGGACGUGAUCUUCCAGCCCAGCAGGGCCAAGGAAUACAGCUUCGAGCUGGUCUGCAAGUCGGAGAUCAACCGGUGCUUCCGGCUGCUGUGCCGCGCGGUGGGCGUGCACCCGCCCCUGGAGCUGUCCCACCACCAGAUCAAGUUCCCGGCCACCGCCCUGGCCGACACGGCGGUGGCCGCGCUCUAUGUCAUCAACACCCACCAGAGCAUGAACUCGCUCACGCACUCGCUGCCCCGCGUGGGCACGGAGGACGCCUUCCCCGUGGGGCCCACGUCCUUCGAGUUCCUGCUGCCCCCGGCUGCGCCCAUCACCAUCUCCCCAUCGGUGGGCACCGUGCUGCCCGGAAAGAGGUGCCUAGUCCAGGUGGCCUUCCGGCCCACGCUGCCCAGCGAGCUCAUCUGCGAGGAAGUCCUCCAGGCCCAGACCAAAGAAAUGGAGGCCAAGUGGACGCGUAAGGACACAGCGGCCCCAAGGAGGGACCUGCAGAAGCUGUCCACCUCCACGCUGCUGCUGCAGGACCCAGACCAAGACCCCGCGGGCCGGGUCUCCUCUUCCCAUGGCCUGGAGCUGCAGAGGCAGGAGUUCAAGUGCAGCUCCGACGAGUACCAGGCUGCGCUGUUAGCCCUCACCCGGUCUUUCAAGGGCAAGUUCGACAAGCUCGUGGUCCCCUGUGUCGUUGCCAGUGGGGACGUGACAGACAGGAAGGGCGCAGGGCCCCUGAGCUUCAGCCCCCACAACACCCUGUACCUGGAGCUGUGGUGUCCCUCCGUGGCGCCGUCCAUCAUAGUCACGUCCGACAGAGGCAGGACCGUCUCCAACUUUGGCCACGUCGCUGUGGGACACUGUGGCCUGAAGAAGAUCUCCAUUCAGAACGCAGCCCGGGAGGACCUGGCCCUGGCGUUCUCCGUGCUGAACCCCAAUGGCCCCUUCGUCCUGCUGAACCCCGUCACCAGGCUGUCGGCGGGCCAGGCCCACGUGCUGGCGCUGUCCUUCGCGCCCCGCGAGAGCGUCCUGGCCCAGGAGACGCUGGACAUCGUCACCAAGCGGGGCACGCUCGCCCUGACGCUCAGGGGCACCGGCGUGGCGUCCACCGUCACGUGCUCCGUCGCGGGGGGCGUCCUGAGCAUGGGCCACGUCCUCGCGCGGGAGUCCGUCUCCGCGGGCUUCAAGCUGCAGAACCACUCCUCGCUGCCCAUCGCGUUCUCGGUGCACCUGGACAGCCUGUCCGCCUCCCGGCGCGAGGCCCGGCAGCGGCUGCCCCGCUUCCUCGCGGCGCCCGCGCAGCGGGCGGAGGUCGUGGGCACGCAGAACCUCAGCGGCCAGAGCGUGUUCAGCGUGGUCCCGGUCCAGGGCGUCAUGGACCCCGGCAGGGCGCAGGACUUCACGGUGACCUUCAGCCCGGACCACGAGAGCCUGUACUUCUCCGACCGGCUGCGGGUCGUGCUCUUCGACAAGAAAAUCUCCCACCAGAUCCUCCUGAAAGGCGCCGCCCGAGAGCACAUGAUGUUCGUGGAGGGCGGCGACCCCCUGGACGUGCCCGUGGAGUCCCUGGCGGUGACCGCUGCCCUUGACGCAGAGCACAGAGAAGAGGCCGAGGAGCUAAGGACCAUCCUGGUGACCCUGCACUACGUCCAGUUUGACACAGAUGAGCCGGCUCCGCCUGCCAGCCGGGAGCUGCGGGUGGGCUGCAUCCGCACCACCCAGCUGUCUCCCAAGAAGACCGUGGAGUUCAGCGUGGACAGCGUGGCCGCCCUGCAGCAUAAGGGCUUCACCAUCGAGCCCUGCAAGGGCUCUGUGGAGCGCGGCCAGACGAGGACCAUCAGCAUCUCCUGGGUGCCGCCCGCCGACUUUGAUCCGGACCAGCCGCUCACAGCCUCAGCCCUGCUGCAGCUCCGGGGCGACGUGAAGGAGACCUACAAGAUCCUCUUUGUGGCCCAGGUGGCCACCAGCUCCUGAGCCCAGGGGUCUCCCCCACACCGCUCGCGCCUCCUGCCCACCCUCAAAGCCUUCCCUCUCGGGGGACUGGGCUGGACCCCAGGCUUGGACGGCCCCUGCUGGGCAGGUGACCACACGCAGCUCUCUGCGUGCCCCCUGGAUGCCCGCAGACACAGCCGCUUCCUGCUGGACACGGAGAGCAGGGAUGAAGAGCACCCCUUCCCUGGCCCCCACAAGCCCACCCCACCAGCACCUGUGCAGCCUUUCCAGGCCUCGGGGCAGAUGCCUCACAAGCCUGUGAAUAAACUGAGCCGAGUACAGGGAUACGACCUCCAUGUGCCAGCCACAGUCCAUCGGCAGCCCAGUGAGGUGUGGUCAGAGCCUGGGGAGGCAGCACCUCGCCCCCACAGGCACACACCCGUCUGUCCAUAAAGCAAAAAUUCUGACUGAUCUCUG